Molecule: messenger RNA, 315 nt
Organism: Melampsora larici-populina 98AG31
Lineage: Eukaryota; Fungi; Basidiomycota; Pucciniomycetes; Pucciniales; Melampsoraceae
Exons: 2
Coding region: 1-315 (104 amino acids)
Source: RefSeq, a predicted model, not a curated record
AUGGCUAAUAAUGAGGUCAGUAUGGCACAUAAGGAGAGAGAACUCUUGGCAGAGGAUUGUUGCAAAUUGUUUGCAACUAAGCAUGCACAUGGUGUUGACUCAGCAGUUGAAGGAGGAAAUUUAAGUGUUCAAAAGGUCAAGAAAGCACAGACUUUGGCUUCAUCCAAUGCUGACAUUUUGGUAAUUCAAGAUUUAACAAACUCAUUAUCGAAGAUCCAACAACUAAUCAGAAAACUAUCAUUUGUCAAAGAUGAGGCCAAUGAAUCAAUUAAGACAAAUCUAGAUCGAUGGGAAUUCUAUAUCUUUAGACCAUGA